GAGAGGGGGACACUGUGUGCUGGCAUCUCGCUCUGGUCAUGACAGCAAUGAUGGCUCCACCAUGGAAACAAUGCAGCUGCGGCAUCCUCUUCCUCUCGCUCUUCUUCCUUCAUCUGCAGCCGUCCUCGUGCCUCGACCCGGGAGCUGCUGGCAGUGCUUCUGUCUCUUUCAUACAAGAUGAAGGGAUUGCUCAGGGUGAUGGAGGGAUGUGGAUGGAUGAGCCUUUGGUAUCUGUAGAUCAGACGGAAAGAAGACUGCAGUCUACAGAUGUAUCACGGAGGAAGUUACUUCAGACACCAGGAAUUGCAGUUCCCUUUCCUCCUCUGAAGGUGAUGUCGGAUGGGGAGCCAUGCGUCAUGUUCCAGGCCCGGAAGCUGUCUCUGCGCUACGAGAAGCAAAAGCAGCUGGACCUGACGGAGAGAGCUUUUUCUCCUCAGAAACCUGUCGACACCAGCGAGUCCGUCUGCCGCCAGGACAAGGCCACGCUGGUCAUGAGGUUUGGAGAUGUGGAGGAUUUGAGAGGCCUUUCCAUAAGGCUGCAGCUGUCCAACACUUUCUACGAGUCUUCGGGUCAGUGGUGGUUCUCGGUGGACAGCGUGUCUGUGCGCUACAACUCCUCUGAGGAGGCGGUGUUCAACGCCAGCGACGUGUACGCUCCGACCUCCUCCUCCUACCACUGCCUGCAUGUCAGCAGCCUGCAGCGCUACAGCGCCCUGCUGCUGCCCAGCAGCGAAGACGCACACCGCUGGAGCCUCACCUUCACAAACUUCCAGAUUCAGGCAUUCAACAUCACCUCUGAUAAAUUCUCUCCUGCGACUGUCUGCGCAACCUUCAUGACGCCGGCCAUCCUGAUGGGGCUAAUCACUUCCCUCAUCCUGCUGCUGGUGCUGGCCUACGCCUUGCACAUGGUCAUCCACCUGAAACACAUUGAGCACGAGGACGAACACAAAGCUGACGUCUACUUCCCCCAGAGCCCAGAACAGCCUGAACACUGCUGCGUGGAAAGCGACGCUGAGAAAAAUAUUCUGUAGUGUUGCGAAGAAGAAAUUUAGAGACUGUUACACUUUUAAAAAAAGAUAGGGAGCUGAUUAUAAACUGCUGGUGCAAUCGUUUACUUUCAGCUCAGGGUUAGACUUUUUUAUAUAUAUAUUUAUAGUGUUUUUUUAUUUGCCUGCUAGUUAAUAUCUGCAUUUGUCUUUAUAACAAAUUUAAUAAAAAAUCAUUAAAAAAAAAAAUCACAU
Molecule: messenger RNA, 1241 nt
Organism: Eleginops maclovinus (Patagonian blennie)
Lineage: Eukaryota; Metazoa; Chordata; Actinopteri; Perciformes; Eleginopidae
Gene: atp6ap1la
Product: ATPase H+ transporting accessory protein 1 like a
Exons: 8
Coding region: 39-1031 (330 amino acids)
Source: RefSeq, a predicted model, not a curated record